Messenger RNA from Drosophila obscura, 1759 nucleotides. It is a transcript of the gene Art3, whose product is annotated as protein arginine N-methyltransferase 1. Gene Ontology annotation, biological process: peptidyl-arginine methylation. The transcript is spliced from 3 exons. Gene Ontology annotation, molecular function: protein-arginine N-methyltransferase activity. NCBI's taxonomy places the organism in Eukaryota, Metazoa, Arthropoda, Insecta, Diptera, Drosophilidae. Bases 107 to 1645 code for a protein of 512 amino acids. The record is from RefSeq and is a predicted model, not a curated record. Gene Ontology annotation, cellular component: nucleus.
GGUCACACUGUUUGCACGUGUUGGCGGAAUUUAUACACCGUUUUAUUUAUUCAACGUUUUAUUCGAUUGCCGGCAACUUUUAUAUUAAACCAUAUUCAGAAUCAACAUGAAAGGGACCGAUGUCACCGCAGUUAAGUCCCAGGAGGAGGAAGCACCAGCAAAGAAACCCGCAGAUGCCAGCUCCGAUGAGGAUGACUAUGAUGACAUGGAUGACGACGACGACGAAAAGGACCAAGGCGAGGAGCCAACCACUUGUCUGUUCUGCCCAGAGGCCUUCCCCAGCAUAGGGAGUGCCAUUGAGCAUCUGGACAGCAGCCACAAGGUUAAUCUGUCUCAGCUUCAAAAGAAAUUCCAAAUGGAUCAGUAUUCCUUCAUCAAGCUAAUCAACUACAUAAGGGUCUGCAAGAUAAGCGCCGAGCUGCUGCUCUCCACAGAGCAGAUCCUGUGGGACGAUGAGAAAUAUCUGAAGCCCGUGGCGUACGAGCCGUGGCUGUGCUAUGACUAUGAAGUGCUCAAGACUGAUACAGAGGCUGUGACGGUGCCCGAGUUGCUGCAGCGCAUUGCAGAGCAAUCCAAGCUGCUGCAGCAGGCCAACGAGGAUAUGGAACGAAUGCGCAAGGACUAUAAGGAACUGCUGCAGAGGGUCCAUGAGGGCGACGAUGGCAAGGCCGCCGCCAAGGAUCUGCCGCGCAACAAUCUCUCACUUGAUAAGGAAUACUUUAACAGCUAUUCGCACUUUGGCAUCCAUCACGAAAUGCUCAGCGAUUGGGUGCGCACCAACAGCUAUCGUUCCGCUUUGCUGCUGAAUUCGGAGGAUGUGCGUGGCAAGACGGUGCUCGAUGUGGGCUGCGGCACAGGAAUUCUCUCCAUAUUUGCAUCACAGGCGGGCGCCUCUCGCAUCGUGGGCAUAGACAACUCGGAGAUUGUCUACACUGCCAUGGAUAUUGUCAGGAAAAACAAAGUGAAGAACAUUGAGCUGGUAAAGGGACGGCUGGAGGACACCGAGCUGCCCGAGGCCAAGUACGACAUCAUCAUAUCCGAAUGGAUGGGCUACUUUCUGCUGUACGAGUCCAUGCUGGACAGCAUCAUCUAUGCCCGCGAGCAUCAUCUCAAUCCCAAUGGCAUCAUUCUACCCAAUCGUUGCUCGCUUAGCCUGAUGGGCUAUGGCAAUGACAAGCUGUAUGCCGAGCAAGUGGAGUUCUGGUCCGAUGUGUAUGGCGUCAAUAUGGGCGACCUGGCCAAACGCUCCAUCGAGGAGCCGCUAAUGCAAACGGUGGAUGCUCGCUACGUGCUGACAGCGGCCGAGCAAAUAGCCAAUUUCGAUAUGAUGACCGUCGAUCUGAAUUAUUCCAACUUUACGUACGAGUUCAGCUUGAAAUGCACACAGGCGGGCAGACUGUCGGCCUUUGUGGGUUUCUUUGAUACGUUCUUUGAGCUGCCACGUGAGGUCAUGUUCAGCACAUCGCCCUACCACACAUCCACACACUGGAAACAGACGGUGUUCUUCAUCGAUCAACCACAGGAAGUGAGCUGGGGCGAUAUUAUCAAGGGGAAAAUCAUCUCUAGACGAAACACCACCGAUGUCCGGGCCUUGAAUGUAGAGAUUCAGGUGUUUGGCAAGACCUACAAGUACACUGUGGAUUAAUUUGAAUACCAGCAAUAUAUACACCCCAAUAUAUAUUGCCUUUUAUAAUUUUGCUGUUGUUUUUAGGCCGGUUUUAAUUAAAGAUUCGUACAACAUACGUUUGCUUUUUGACAG